Periophthalmus magnuspinnatus is the source of this 2168-nucleotide messenger RNA. Its product is annotated as myosin-binding protein H. The record is from RefSeq and is a predicted model, not a curated record. Gene Ontology annotation, molecular function: protein binding. Lineage: Eukaryota; Metazoa; Chordata; Actinopteri; Gobiiformes; Gobiidae. The transcript has 19 exons. Bases 51 to 1838 code for a protein of 595 amino acids.
GGAUCCACUUCGCGGACUUUAACAGUUGGGAAUUAGCUGCAACCUUCAACAUGCCGUCCAAGCCUGCCCCAAUCAAGAAGGCGGCGAAGAAAGAGCCUGCCAAGAAGGAGGAGGAAAAGGCCCCGGAGCCCGCUCCAGAGCCCGAGCCGGCUCCUGCAGAGGCUGCUCCUGCCCCCGCUGAGGAGGCCGCCCCUGCCCCCGCAGAGGGCGAAGCUGCACCUGCCCCGGAGGCUGCACCCGCCGACGCUGCUGCCCCUGCUGCAGACGGACCUGCUGAAGCUCCUGCUGAGGCUGCUGCCCCUGCUGCAGAUGGACCUGCUGAAGCUCCUGCUGAGGCUGCUGCCCCUGCUGCAGACGGACCUGCUGAAGCUCCUGCUGAGGCUGCUGCCCCUGCUGCAGAGGGAACUGCUGAAGCGCCUGCUGAGGCUGCUGCUCCUGCUGCAGAAGGAUCUCCCGAAGCUCCUGCCGUUGCCGAUGCUCCUGCUCCCGCUGCAGACGAAGCUGCUCCUGCUGCUGAGUCCGAGACACCUGCUGAGGGUGAAGCUGCACCAGAGGAGCCCAAACCACCCACUCCCCCACCUCCUCCACCCAAAGAGCCCACCAGUGCUCCCCUUGACCUGUUUGUUGAGGACAAGAAUGAUACCUCUGUUACCAUUAUCUGGAGCCAGCCAGAGGUCAUUGGAGUGUCUGGUUUGGACGGAUACACUAUUGAAAUUUGCAAAGAAGGAACUGAGGACUGGAAGGCGGUCAACGAGGACCUGCAGAAGUCGUGCCGUUAUGUCAUCAAGAACCAGACGACUGGGGACCGCCUGAAGAUCCGUGUAGUGGCUGUGAAUGAGGGUGGACGCAGCCCUCCUGUUGCCCUCCCUGAACCUGUUCUGGUCAAGGAGGUUGCUGAUCGUCCCAAAGUUCGUCUGCCCCGCUUCCUCAGGCAGAGAUACGUCGCUCAUGUGGGAGACAAGAUCAAUCUGACUAUCCCAUUCACAGGCAAGCCUAAACCUGUUGUAAGCUGGACAAAGAAUGGUGAGCCCCUGGACACUAAGAGGGUGAAUAUUCGCAGCACAGAUAGAGACAGCAUUUUGUUUAUCCGUGCGGCUGAGAGAGAUGACUCUGGAGUCUAUGAGAUGAGCGUCAAAGUGGAAGACUUUGAGGAUAAAGCUUCACUGACCUUGCAGAUUGUUGAGCUGCCAGGUCCCCCAGCCAGUGUUAAAAUUGCUGAUGUCUGGGGCUUCAAUGUUGCUCUGGAAUGGACUGCACCCAAAGACAAUGGAAACACAGAAAUCACAGGCUACACAAUUCAGAAGGCUGACAAGAAGACCGGAGAAUGGUUCACUGUGCUGGAGCAUUACCAUAGACUGAAUGCCACCAUCUCUGACCUCAUCAUGGGCAACACCUACAAGUUCAGAGUAUUCUCUGAGAACAAAUGUGGAAUCAGUGAGGACGCUACUGUGACAAAAGACGAGGCCAAGAUCCAGAAGACAGGUAUUGACUACAAACCACCUGAGUACAAGGAGCACGACUUCACUGAGGCCCCCAAAUUUACCACCAACCUAAGCGACAGAGCUACUACUGUUGGUUAUAGCACCAAGCUGCUCUGCUCUGUCAGAGGAUCCCCAAAGCCCAAGAUCGAAUGGAUGAAGAACCAGAUGAUUAUUGGAGAUGACCCUAAGUUCAGGCAGAUCUGUGUCCAGGGCAUCUGCUCUUUGGAGAUUCGUAAACCCGGUAACUUUGACGGUGGUGUAUACACUUGCAGAGCCAAGAAUGACCAUGGAGAGGCGAUUGUCAGCUGCAAGCUGGAGGUCAAACAGCCUAUUAAUCCUGAUGCAGAGAAGAAAUAAGCCAACACUUUCAAAGGAGCAGAGGGAGUGAGGCCUUUACAGCGUGCGGAAGGUGCUGGAUUCCUGGAAGAACGUGUAUAUAUGGCUGGUGACCACACUAUCAGAUAGUAUUGCCUGUGCUAUCCAGUGUUAGGAACUUAGGAUGAACAAUUGUUGUUGCUUCAUGACUUAUUCUUUCUUAUUCGAAGUCCAUGAAAGUCCAUGUCCAAAAUCUGCUUUUUUUCCCCAACAAGUCCAUCACAGUCAUGUUCUACAUCAUGAAUCUGCAGUUCCUCUUAGGAGAAUUCUUUGUAACAUCAUUGUUUAUAACAAUAAAUCAUUUAAUUUAUG